UCGUGUAGUGCGGUCAUGUGGAGCGGAGCUGUUUCGUGCGCUCUCCAAUUGUUUUUUUGAGUAGUUUGUUAAAGUUGAAAACAGCAUCAGCCGCCGCAGUGGCAGAGCACCAGCCUCAAGAAGCGUCAAGAAGCACAGCUGAAGAAAGCCCCAAAAGCAAGAGUCAGUUCCCAACAAUUAUUUUUUUGUUUGUUUGCAACAACAAUAACUACAACAACAACAAUAAUAAUAACAACACUACGAAAUCUACGGCUGACAACAACAACAACUACAACAAAGUGUACAACAGCACCAUCAACAACAGCUACAACGACAACGACAACAAAAACAACAACAACAACAGUAACAACAACAACAACUACAACAACAGCGACAACAAUAGCAAGAACAACAAAGCGCAGCAGCGGCAUCAACUUGUAACUAAAGUGACAUGAGGCCUUAACAAUAAUAACAACAACAACAACAGCAACAACAGCAGUAGAAGCAACAACAACAACAACAACUGUAGAGCACUAAAAACCCAAAUUACAAACAAUUAAAAACGAGCACAACGCAAGAAUCCUCAAAGGCGCUCGAAAUAAUAACAUAGGGCUACAGACACGCCCACACACACACACACACACUCAUACAUCCAGACAUACAUCAACAGCAGCAGCAACAAAAGGUGACGGCACAGCUACAACAACAGCAACAACAGCAACAUUUAUGGCCACCUAAAAACUGAACAGCGGCCGCAGUCAGGCCCAGAAGUAGAAGAAGAAGAAGACCGACAGAGAGACAACAUCAGCAGCAGGAGCAGCAGCCCCCCGUCCGUCCCCCUGCCACGCCUCUGCUGAGGGGGGCCCACAGCAGCUGCAGCAGCUUCAACUCCAGCAGCGUCUCACAUCAGCAGCAGCAACAGCAGCAGCGACAGCAACAACAAAGGCAACGCAAACAAAGCGGCAAUAAAAAAGUGCGCAUUGUUUUUGCCAUUGUCAUUCAACUGCCUACACACACACACUACCCACACACACACACAUAUACACACACAUUGGCUGCUGGAACGGUGUCAACACUGCCGUCGUCAUCAAACGCCUCUGGGCACUCAAUUAAGCCCCAAUUCAAAAACGUUGAAAGCGACAGCUUGCCACGCCCACCACGCCCACGCCACCACUGAGUGAGAGAGCGGGAGAGAGAGAGAGAGAGAGAGAGCGAAACAUCGAAGGGGCGCCCGUGGUGGCCGCUUUGAGUUGAUGUGACAAUGAAACUGAGCGUCAGCGCGUAUCGGGCGCAUGCAUCCGCACACAAGAAGAUCCUCUCCAGCGGCUAUCAUUCCCAGCUCAAUUACGGCAGCACUGGCGCCGCCGCAGCAUCCUCCUCCUCAUCGUCGGCAGCAGCGGCGGCCACUGCAACGGGCCUAUAUACGAUGGAAACGCAUGAGCAUGGCGGCAAGUUUCCAAAGGAUAUGGCUCGGCUUGAGUGCAACAGCGACACGGACGUCAUCAGCCCAACGGGCACAAGCAGCUCUGGCGGUGGCGGUGGCGGCGGCGGGGGAGGAGGGGGAGGAGGCGCUGGGGAUUCCUCUGGCCACAGUCACAAGCGACACCACAAGAGCAGCAGCAGCUCCUCGGCAGCAGCGGCGGCGGCGGCAGCAGCUGCUUUGGCCAACGAUGAUGACAACAACAGUGCGGCGCAUUCAUCGGAUAGCAAGAGUCCCAGUCAGCGGAAAUCGCGUAUCGGAGAUGGAGCUUCAGAUCCAGAUUCCGAUUGGACACGGUCGAACCAACGCUGGAUGAAACUGCGCACCACCGUUCAGAUAUCAUCGGCCAUACAGAAGAAACCACCGCUCAAGCGCGAAGACUCAUUCCUGAAGCGUUUCUCAACCAGACAGAUACCCGAGACACAGGAAACUGUUGAAGACACGGGUUCAGAAAGUGCCUCUGGCGACGUCGACAAAACAGUUAAACGUAGACGGCGCUAUCUGCAGAAACGACGCUCCGUUGUUAAUCCAGAUGAAAAUUUUUACUUCUAUUGGUUAAUGAUGUUAACUAUAUGUGUUCUAUAUAAUCUAUGGACCCUUAUUGUGAGGCAGAGCUUUCCUGAACUGCAGCAAUCUGUGCCUACCUUUUGGCUCAUCUGCGAUUCAAUGACAGAUGUUGUAUUUAUCUUAGAUAUAAUAGUUCAAUUACGCACAGGCUACCUGGAACAGGGCCUUAUGGUAUAUGAUGACAAGAAGCUGGCUUGUCAUUAUGUGCACUCGCGUGAGUUCAUCUUUGAUAUGAUAGCGCUGAUUCCACUCGAUCUGCUGCAGUUAAAGAUGGGCACACAUCCGCUUUUGCGUUUUACGCGCUUUUUUAAAGUAUAUCGAUCUGUGAGAUUUUAUUACAUCGUAGAGAGUAGAACAGUUUGGCCAAAUUUAUGGCGUGUUGUUAAUCUAAUUCAUAUCCUGUUAAUAUUGGCCCAUUGGUUCGGUUGUUUCUAUUUUUUACUCUCCGAGGCGGAAGGCUUUCAGGGCGAUUGGGUGUAUCCCUAUAGACCGGGUGAUUAUGCUACAUUGACACGCAAAUAUCUUGGCAGCUUAUACUGGUCAACGUUAACACUGACAACGAUCGGUGAUCUGCCGACGCCGGAGACGAAUGCAGAACCGAACUUUUCGGUGGACGGCCCCAGAUCAAUACCAAGGCGUGGCAUCAAAUCGCGACUGCUACAAUUUGGGUCUAGCUAUGGGUAUAUUUUCACGAUAGUCAGCUAUUUGAUCGGUGUUUUUAUCUUUGCGACAAUUGUGGGCCAAGUGGGCAAUGUGAUAACCAAUCGUAACGCCAAUCGACUUGAAUUCGAGCGUUUGUUGGAUGGCGCCAAGACCUACAUGAGGCAUCACAAGGUGCCUGGUGGCAUGAAGCGGAGAGUGCUGCGCUGGUAUGACUACAGUUGGUCGAGGGGUCGCAUCCAGGGUGGCGGUGAUAUCAACACGGCUUUGGGCCUGCUGCCCGAUAAACUGAAAACCGAAUUGGCCUUACAUGUUAACCUAAGCGUACUGAAAAAGGUGACCAUAUUCCAAGAGUGCCAGCCGGAGUUUCUGCACGAUCUGGUGCUGAAAAUGAAGGCAUACAUCUUUACGCCAGGCGACUCCAUAUGCCGCAAGGGCGAAGUGGCCCGCGAGAUGUUCAUCAUUGCUGAUGGCAUUCUGGAGGUGCUCAGCGAGACGGGCAAGGUGCUGACCACAAUGAAGGCUGGCGAUUUCUUCGGUGAGAUCGGCAUACUGAAUCUGGAUGGUCUCAACAAACGUACUGCGGAUGUGCGCUCUGUGGGAUAUUCUGAGCUGUUCUCGUUGUCGCGCGAGGAUGUCCUCGCCGCCAUGAAGGACUAUCCCGAUGCACAGGAGAUUCUGCAGACGCUCGGUCGCAAACGCCUCAUGGAGGUGCGUUGUGUGAAUAAGAAAUAUGCCAAGGCGCAAAGCGACAAAGAGAACGCUGCUUUUGCGGCAGCGCAUCCACAUCAUCAACACCAACAUCAGCACCAGCAUCACCAUCAGGUGCAUCAGAGUGAUAGCAGCGAGAACAGUGCCUCCAAAAAGAUUGUGGACAAACUGAAACACGACGUCAAAGGCUUUCGCAACGUGCUCAAAAAGUCCAGAACCUCUCGUAAAAGUGACGAGUCAAUGGAAAUGCAGCCACUGCAUAAUACCUCACCUCGUGGCAGCAAGAUCAUGCUGAAGCGCAUGUCGCGAGUGCGGUCAGAUGAAAAGGAUGCGGACAGCGCUGAAGCCAAGGAUGAGCUGCACGACAAGACGCCCAGUCCAAUUGGGGCUGGAUUGCCGCUGUUGCAACGCCUGCGUCUACUUAAGGAGAAGCAGGAAUCGAUACAGGAAGAGCCCGAACGCGAGUUCAACGAAGGCUUUCCCCUGAUCCAGAGAUUGCAACAGUUGAAAAUAAAAAACGAGCCCCAAUCGAACGCCUCUAGCGAAUCCUCUAGCGUCGCCAUGGCCAACACACCAUCUAACAUCAGCAGCAAAGUGGAUGCCGGCACAUCUGCACUCGCAUUGGGAGUUGCAACCGCAACAGGAAGUGGAGUUGGGACAGUUGCAACAGCGCCAACUGCGAGUGGCGCACAAACGUUGAGCGUGGCACCAAUCAAGCCCAUCAUGAAGGUCUCCUUCAAGCAGAAAAUUCAGCAGCUGCAGGGCAUUGCACCAGCCUCUGGUUCAGCCUCAACCUCAACGGCGACGGGAACGGGAACGAGCGUCAGCACGGGCGCCAUUGCCAAGAAGGAGCCGCCCAAGUCGCUGGCGGUGAUUGCCAAGCAUGCGACAACAUUAGGAUCGGAGGCAACAGCGAGUGGUGCGGUAGCAACGGUGCCUGGCGGACUGCCGCUGGCCAAGAAGCUGGUGCAGCACAAGCUGAGCACACCGACAAUGCAAUCGGACACGGACACCGAUGGCACACCCAUCAAACCCUGGUCCAAGCUGAAACUGGCGACGCUCAUGUCGUCUAGCUACACCAGUCUGACCAAUUGCCAAUCGCCCGAUGGCGAGCUGGAGACGCCGCUGAAGAACUACUCGCUGAGCAACAUCCCCCAGCACAUGAUGGACGCGGGCGGAUCUCGCGCUGUCCGGCAUCACAGUGCGCGCAGCUCACGUUCGCCCCGACAUCACGGGCAUCAUCAUGGGCACGGGCACGGGCAUCAGCAUCAAUAUCAUGGUCGCGGCUCUAGUUCGAGCACCUGCUCGUCCAGUACGCGCAGCACGUUGAGCACAACGCGCGAGUGCCUGCGACUGCAGAAGCCGGAACAGAAGUUGCCCGAGGGGGGCGAUGUGGCCGAGUCGCAGGGUCGCAAGUUCUACUCGAGUGUGUUUGAUCUGUCGCCGGAAUAUUGCGGACUGCCGUUUGUGAAGCGCCUGAAGAUCCUCAAUGAGCGACAGAAGCUGGCCGAGCUGGAGAAGGCAUUGCAGACGCGCAGCUUUAGUCUCGACUGCUCGAAGUCGACGAGCAACAACAACGAAGUGCCCAUCAGCGAAUCGCUGUAUCGCUGCUACAGCGACACCUCUGGCAUCUAUUCGCAGUUCCUUAGCACUUAUGAAUCGACGACGAGUUCCGCAUCGAUAUCGACGAACACAUCCGCCUCCGCAUCAGCAUCCGCAUCCGCAUCGGCGUCAGCAUCGCAAUCGGACAGCAAUUGCCAAAGGCAGCAGCAGCAGCAGCAGCACGCAACGCAGUUGCAACAGCAAUUGGAGUACAUGCCACUGAGUCCAGAAUCGAAUGAGACCGUCGAGAGGCGCAAACUGAAGAGCAUACUCAAGAAACUGCAGAAGGGAGUGGGUGGUGGAGGUAGCGAGGGUAACGGCGAUGGCAAUGCCGAUGCUGCUAGCCAAGAUGAAACCGUGAUGAUGCGGCGGGGCCUGCUCACGGAGCCGACCUUGGAAGGCCCGCCCGCCAGUGCCAAAGAGGAAGCUCAGUUCGCUGCCCUCGGCUCUGUCGCCGGCGGCAACCAACAGCAACAACAUACGAACACGAACCUCGCCCCCAUCAACAGCAAUAGCAAUAGCAUCAGCAAUGGCAAUAAGAAAUUCGCGAUCGCGAUCGCGCACGGCAAAGGCAACGGUAACGGCAACGGUAAUGGCAACGGUAACGGUAAAGAUAUGGCAACGACGCCAGAGGGCGCCGCAUGUCACGCUGCAGCAUGGUCGCCGACGUUGGCAUUGGUAACGCCAACGAAUUCGCCGCAAGAGAGUUUCGCCUUUGAGCCACAACAAUUGGGCGGCGUUAUCGCUGGCGUUGGCAGCGUCUCAACGUCCUCGUCAUCAGCGUCGGUUUCCGCUGCCGCGUCCGCGUCGACAACGGGCUUAGCCACGACUUCCGCAUCCGCUGCCGCAUCGGCUUUGGCCUCCGCAUCCGCUUCCGCAACCGCCUCCGCAUCGUAUGUGGUCGAGUGUUCGUCGAUGUCAUCGUCGAAUAAGAUACUCUCACAGAACACCGAAUUUCAUGCACAAUCCACAACAUCCACAGAUUUGAAUUUGAAUUUGCAGCUCCGGCAGAACACGACGAGUGCACUGAGUCAAGGCCCCAAGCUGGAAGGAUUUCCAGAGCCGCAGGAUUACUUCAAUCAGAUCUUGAGCGGUAUCAAUCAGGUGAUCAAGACGCACAUGAACGAAAUGCACUCCAAAUUCGAGACGCAAUUCUCCAGCAUGGCCGGAGAGGUGCGUCGCCGUGAUGCAAUCAUUGCCCAGCUGCAGCUCAAACUGCGCACCAUCGAGCAGAAGUCAACGCUGACGGCGAGCACAGCGGCGUCUGAAGCGCGAGAGAAGCUCUCACAGAUCUCCGUGGACGAUGAUGAGCCGGGCGAGCAGGACAACAGCAGCUCCGGCAGCUCGGCGGAGCUGCUCUUUAUGCGUGGUGACUCGCUGGACACGGUGUUCACCUCUUCGCCACCCAUUCAGGGCGGCAGACGGAGCAUAUCGCCCGGUCCCAGCAGGCAUCAUGCCGCAUCCGCCAAUGCUUUGAACUGUCCCAGCAGCUACUACAGCGGACCCGGCACGCUGGCCCUCUCCACGCGCCACGCACAGAGCCAUCCCAGCUUCUAUGCCGCCCAUGGCAAUGGACGCUACAGCAGUCGCGGUGGCUAUCGCGAUUGGGAUGACCGAAUGCUGGCCAGCAGCAGCAGCAGCUCCUCGGCUGCAGUUGCAACUGGCAGCGGAGUCCUGCCCAGCGAUGUGGUUGGCGGCAGCGGCAUGAUGGUGUCCGAUGUGACGGGCAAUUUGACCAGAUUAUCGGACAGCGUUAUACUCGACAUUGGCGAGAGCUCCAGCUCCAGUUCGUCGUCCAGCAAAAUGAACAUUGCCGGCGAUGAUGAUGACGACGACGAGGCCGAGGAUGAGCUCAGCAGCGCCGCCUUGGUUACGUCGGCCAGCAGCAGCGGCGUCGGUGGCGGCGGUGGCGGGGGCGCUGCCAACGAUUGGGAGGUGCAAAUGCUGGCCGCCGAAAUGGAGCGACAGGAGCGCAAACGUGGCCAUUCGCUCUCCGACAAUCUCGGCGAGCUGCGGCACUGCAGCACAUUCCUGCGACGCCGACGCAAGUUCAGCGACACCGAGACCGAGUACAGCGAAACGGAGGCGGACGAGCGUCUAUCGAGUCACUCAGCUGGCGGAGCAUCUGGAGCUGGAGGCAGCACCAGCAUUGCGGCUGAUGUGACCGAUGUGCCCGGUGGCCUGCAGCUGCAACAGAGCGGCAACAGUCGACCGCGUGCCUCGAGCUUGGAUCAGUUCAAUUUACGCUAUGGCAUCGGGCGAGGCAUCUUUAAAGCAAUGAGCAUCGAUCGUGAUAAAGACAAGCUUUGAGAACUAUAAUCUCAGCACAACUAGCCCAAAACACAGCAACAACAACAGCAACAGCAACCACAGAAACAAUAACUGAAAUGGACAAGGACUAACACGCACACAGUUACACUUCCACACACAUACAGUCACACUUCGUUAUACUGCAGAGAUGGCAUAUAGAUGUAUAUCUAUAUACAUAUAUCUACAUAUAUUCUAUACAUGUUUAGCCCCUGAAAAUCCCACAAACUCAAAUCGAAAACGAAGCAAAUUCCACAACAAAUAGAAAAUAGCAAAAGAAACAAAAAACCAAAAAAAUAUUAUAUGAGAAACAUAAAUAAGAAUUUAAGAAACGUGAGCAAGAAAUUGAAAUUAAGUAGUUUUUAAAGACAACAAAGCCACAACAAUGCAAUCCACCUUUUAUUCCAAUAUUUCUAUUCACUUUGAUCUCUAAAUCAAUUUCAGAUUGCAUACUAGAUUAAAACAUAUGCCAAGUUUUCCUCAACUCUUGAAUAUGUUUUGUGCAUUGAAUUGAUUAUUAUUUAUUUAUUUACAAUUUACCUUUUAAUUUAUUACUGUUGAUCUUCAAAUUUAAUUUAAAUAAAUAUAUUAUUUAUGCUUUAUUUUUAUAUUCGAAUAGUUAAUAGUUAAUAACGUGAUAUUGACAGCGAGUUGAUGUUAUCGUUUUCAUUGUUAUCGUUAUCGUUAUGAUUAUUGUUGCUGUUGAAUCUAGCGUUACCGUUGCCAGAGUCCAUCAAUUGGUCCAUUUACCAACACUGGCAGCGCCUUCAAAUUGCACAAAUUAGCUUUACAUUUGAUAUUCGAUCUACACGACUCGAAAUUCAUUUGGAUAUGUAUGUGAGUGAGUGAGUGAAUGAGUGAGUGUAUGAAUGAAUGAGUUGUUUGAUUGUGUGAAUGCGUUGAAAGUACCCACAUUAUACCGUCCUAUAUAUAGCGUCCAUGCCAUUGGCGCACAUUAAUUGUUUUGAUUUUAACAUAGUAUUUGCGUGUGAUGUGAGAUUCGAGAUGUCUGUGUGUGUGUGAAGAGUCCUGUCGCUGUUGCCAUUACGCUUUUCUUUUGCUUCAUUCUUGGAAUAUGGUGGAUAUGCUCUUGAUAAAGAAAUGCAAGAAAAACAAAACCCAACAAAAGAAAACAAAUUAAAAUGUAUAUACCUCUUAUCCUUAGAGAUUAUUAAGUACGUAGUUAUAUAUACACAUACACACAUACACACACACACACAGAUAUACAUAUAUAUGUGUAUGCAUAAGUAUAUACAUAUAGUAUAUGUAAUGAUAUGAUAUGAAAUAGUGUAAUGAAAACCGAAAGCUUUAAUAACUUAUAUAGAGAACUAUUUAAGAAACGUUUUAAAUACUAAUCAACCGAACAAACAACAACAACAACAACUAAGAACAAAAUAGAAAAGGAAUCUAAAUGAAAUCUUUAAUGAAGAUACGAUCCACAUCGACAUACGGACAGACAGACAGACGGACGGACAGACGAACAGACUAAUGAACAACUACAAUUAUACAACUUCAUACUGUAAUAGAGCCUUUUACCAACAAUGAAUUGAAUCAAUUUUAUGAGCAAAGCAUAUACACAUACAUACAUAGAAUCUUACAUACUUACAUACAUAUAUGCAUUCUGUUGAGAUUUAUUAGUUCUAUCUAUAGCGUUAGUCAACCUAUUUAAAACUUAGCAAUCUUAGCCUAGAGAAUCCAAAGGAAUAGAGCAAUGCGUUAAAAUGCCCAGAAAAAAACAACUUUAUACUACUAUCGUAUACACACGCACAUACAUACAUACAUACAUACAUACAUACUCGUAACGUAUACUACUAUAUAGAUACAUAUAUACGAUAUAUAUCGUAGUAUUCAUUCAUGCUAUGCAUCACGCAUCAUUCUAGUCUAGCAAUCCAAUUGGCAGUUCUCGACUUGUAAAAUUCCUCAUUACAUAUACUAUGUAUGUAAGCUAGUCCAUUUAAUAAAGACCUCCUCCUAAGUAAUAGCUAUUCAGUUAGUUGCAUAAGUCUCGCCGCAGUACAACUAAACAUACUAUACUAUAUGCGUUCUAUACAUAGCUUUUGCAUAACGCCAGAGAAUUUCGUUAGACCCACAAAGGCUUUUCAAAGGUCUCUGUAGCUUAAUCUUUAGCAAAAUGCAAUCGGUUACCAAAGGAAAACACACACACACAUACAACCACACCAAGCAAAGCAACAACAACAACAACAACUAACAAAAAGCUUACCAACAAAAUCGAAUGUUUCAUCUAUAAGCUAAGCGCUCUUUAAAAUGUAAUUCUUAAGCAAAUGAAAAACAAAAUUAAACCAAAAAAAAAAAAAAAAACGAAAUUUUGAAAACAAAUUAAUAUAUUGUGUUAUGAAACUGUUUUUAAAGUAAAGAUUUUACCAAGAAACACUUGUUGCUACAAUUAAGCGAACGAAGAUGAACAAACAACACUACAUUUUGCAUUAUACAACACUGCAAGCACACUUCUUGAACACACACACACACUGUUAGAGACGAAUGUUGAUCUAUUUUCCUCUCGACCCACUCUGCUCUUGGAAUUUCCCGGAAUCUAACGUGUAGAUCGAAGACAACGGCCACGCCUACACGCCUACGACCAUGCCCACAAUUUUGCCAACUAUAGAGAGUUUCGUAGCAAAACGUUAAACUGUACUUACUCAAUGCAAGAGCUACCGUAGAGCAAAAACUAUCGUUAACUAUCGCAUAGUGUGUUCCCGUAGUUAGCGCACGAGUCGAGACUCUAUUCAGAUACUAUAUAUACGCUAUAUACGCAAGAUAUGUUCUAUACACACACUACUUAACAAUAUCUACUAUAACUAACUAAACUAACUAACUAACUAACUAACUUACAACUAAACUAAACUAAACUAAAAACGAAAGUAAACGAAGGAAAACAAAACUAUCUGAAAGUAGCCGGCGAUUGAGUUCUGCGCCGUUUGCAUUGUACAAAAGCACCACACGAUAACCGAUAACGAUAGACGACGUUAUCGAUAAUUACAAAUUCAAUGGAACAAUUUCAAUGGGUUCAAUAAAUGGGUCACAGCCAGCUAAGCAGUCCAACUAAAUUUAAUAAGCGAACCAACCAACAACUAACAAAAACCAAAAAACAAAACAAGAAACAAACAAACAAAAAACGAAAACACCACAAGCACAACUUAUUGCAAA
Molecule: messenger RNA, 10471 nt
Organism: Drosophila nasuta
Lineage: Eukaryota; Metazoa; Arthropoda; Insecta; Diptera; Drosophilidae
Gene: Cngl
Product: Cyclic nucleotide-gated ion channel-like
Biological process (GO): monoatomic ion transport; transmembrane transport
Cellular component (GO): membrane
Molecular function (GO): intracellularly cyclic nucleotide-activated monoatomic cation channel activity; protein-containing complex binding
Source: RefSeq, a predicted model, not a curated record